Molecule: messenger RNA, 2000 nt
Organism: Rosa rugosa (rugosa rose)
Lineage: Eukaryota; Viridiplantae; Streptophyta; Magnoliopsida; Rosales; Rosaceae
Product: anthranilate phosphoribosyltransferase, chloroplastic-like
Exons: 14
Coding region: 555-1772 (405 amino acids)
Biological process (GO): L-tryptophan biosynthetic process
Cellular component (GO): cytosol
Molecular function (GO): anthranilate phosphoribosyltransferase activity
Source: RefSeq, a predicted model, not a curated record
UCUAUGGUCAAGUCGAGUUCGUUCGUGGUUUCUGGAGAAAGCAGUCGAAACAGAGAGAGAGAGAGAUAGCGAAAGAGAGCUAGAGAGAGUGGAGAUUCCGUUUUUCUGUGAGGAGGAAGAAGAUCUGCGUCUUGGAUAGUUCUGCCGUCUACCUUUUGGGGUAUUGUUCGGUUUUGCUGUGAGGAGGAAGAGGACCUGCGUUUUGGAUAACUCUGCGUUUUGAGCCAAGGAGAAGAUGAGGGAUUUGGGUAUAUGGUUGUGAUCGAUACUUAGUUUUUGGGGUAAGUUCAGAGAUUAGUUUCAGCACCAACCCAGUAUCUGACAUCUGAGAAGUUAAGCAUUGGAAAAACCAAGUUCAAGGCUUUUGAUUUGGGUGGCAUCAGAUUGCUUGCAGAUUUUGGACAGAUUUUCAUCAGCUCUGUUUCACAACUGGAAAUCACUGAGCAAGAGGAAAAAAAUCAAACAAUAGCUUCAUCUGUUCACUGUCAAAGAUAAAUGAAGCUACAGUUCUGGGUUUGCGGCUAGAAAUUGCAGCAAAAUUGAGAUAACUCACCAUGGCAGUGUCAACGCAGCUUCACUCACUUACCACUCUUGCUUCAUUGACUCACCGCACUAAGGUCAAGUUUAACAGCGCCUGCUGCGCAGCUCUGUUUCCCAAUGCAAAGCAAACAAGCCCAUCCACGCUUUGCAGUGCUGUGCAGAGUGCACAGUCCACUGUUUCUGAGAGAUCAAACCCACCAUUUACUUCCUUCAAUGAGUUGAUUGAGUCCUUGAUUGAUAAGGUGGAUUUGUCGGAGUCCGAAGCCAAAGCUUCAUUGGAGUUCUUGCUGAGUGAUGCUAAUGAGGCUUUGAUUAGCGCCUUUCUUGUGUUGUUGAGAGCCAAAGGAGAGACUUAUGAAGAAAUUGUGGGAUUAGCAAAGGCAAUGAUAAAGCACAGUUUGAAGAUUGAGGGCUUGGAUGACGCAGUUGACAUUGUUGGAACUGGUGGUGACGGAGCAAACACAGUAAACAUUUCAACCGGGGCUUCAAUACUUGCUGCAGCUUGUGGUGCAAAAGUUGCAAAGCAAGGUAAUCGUUCAAGUUCCUCUGCAUGUGGAAGUGCAGAUGUAUUGGAAGCUUUGGGAAUGAUAAUUGACUUGGACCCUGAGGGGGUCGCGAGAUGUGUUAAUGAAGUAGGGUUUGGUUUUAUGAUGGCACCAAAGUAUCAUCCAGCAAUGAAUGUCGUUCGUCCUGUAAGGAAAAAGCUAAAAGUAAAGACUGUAUUCAACAUUUUGGGACCUAUGUUGAAUCCAGCUAGAGUUCCUUUUGCUGUUGUUGGUGUAUACAAGGAAGAAUUAGUCCUAAAGAUGGCUAAAGCAUUACAAAGCUUUGGCAUGAAGAGAGCAUUGGUUGUUCACUCGAAGGGCUUGGACGAAAUGAGUCCCCUUGGACCUGGACAUAUCCUUAAUGUGACUCCUAAUAAGAUUGAGAAGUUCUCCUUUGAUCCAUUGGACUUUGGAAUUCCUCGAUGCACUAUAGAUGAUUUGCGAGGUGGAGAUCCAGAGUAUAACGCUGAGGCAUUAAAGCGCGUAUUAUCAGGAGAGAAAGGUUCCAUGGCAGAUGCGUUUAUCCUAAAUGCAGCAGCAGCUCUUUUAGUCAGCGGCCGUGUAAACACUUUGGCUGAAGGAGUUUCUUUGGCUCGUGAGACACAACUUUCAGGAAAAGCUAUCAAGACGCUUGAUCAAUGCGUAUCUCUCUCGAAUACAAUGAGGAAAGAUACAGUUAUUUAUUAAGGAUGCUUCAGGAACUUUUGGAUAUCAAGUUUCAAGUUUUCAAGAUGAAAGCCAUGGUAGAGCCAAUGAACUUUGAGACAAAAUUGAGAGAACAAAAUAAGGCGACUAAAUCUUAUAAUUUUGUUGUACUGUGUUUUAGAUUUUCACUUGAUAGGGCAGAUAAGGCAGUUCUGUAUCUUAGAACUCAUGUAUGUUUCAAUGAAAAUAAAAUAGUUGUGGACUUAGAGA